UGUAGCACAUCGCUGUUUUCACUGAAGCAAAUAACAAAUCUCAAAGAAGAGAAAGAGGCAAUAAAUGAUGGAUUGAUAACAUCCUCUUAUCCUCACAUUUGAUUUGAAUUUACUCAGAGUAUCGGAAAGAGAGAGAGAGAAAAAGAUGGCGUGCGAAUCAUAUCCCUACGGGCGCUUCGACUGCUUCCACACAAUCCGGAUCCAAAAUAUCCAGUUCAGGCUUUCCAAGCUCCACUGCCCUUAGUGGGUGCCCGCACACGGCAGCCAGCUCCCGGCCGAAGCACUGCCUGACUGGCUGGCUCAGCUAAGUGGAAGUCCGCCGCCCGCUCUGCACUUCAUCUUCGACCCCGUCAGCCGGCUCUAUUUCGGCUUCAAAACUUCUCCCCAACGGACGGAGCCCACACCGUGGACAGAACCGCGAAGCCUGGGCCGCCACUUUUGUUUUGUUUUGUUUCGCGACACGAGAGGAGCGCAGACAAAUGUUGUCGGCUCGGUUCCGAUAGAGGUAUUCACGAGGCCAUACAGAGCGGCUUUUUGGCUAUGGAAGUGUGCCCCUGGAAGAGAGGCACGACCGGGCAGCAAGGAGGACCUGUCUCCGAGUGAGAACCAGCCCGAGACACAUGAAGACGGGCAUGCCUCAGACCAGCAGACCGUCACAGGACCCCCCAUCAGACACUAUCUGACUUUUUUCCUCUUUUACCCCCCCCCCCCCCCUCAUUUUGACUUUAUGUUGCAUGGCUUCGCUACGAGGUGAGAGGCUCAAUAAUGACCAACUCUAAGAGUGUUUGGAGGGGAAUUUUUUAAUCAGAAGUCUUUUGUCACAAAACAAAAACCUACAAGAGACCACCAAUGUUUGGCACCAUGUGGAAACUACACACCUUGUGUUGGUUUAUCAUCAUGUUGGCCCAAGUCUACUCCACUGAGGGGUUCAGUCGGGCUGCCCUGCCAUUUGGCUUAGUACGGAGAGAGCUGUCUUGUGAGGGUUACCCCAUCGAUUUGCGCUGUCCAGGAAGUGAUGUCAUAACGAUUGAAAGUGCCAACUAUGGGCGGACAGAUGACAAGAUCUGUGAUGCUGACCCUUUCCAGAUGGAGAACAUUAACUGCUAUCUUCCAGAAGCCUACAAGAUCAUGUCACAGAGAUGCAACAAUCGGACUCAGUGUAUCGUGAUCACAGGUUCAGACGUCUUCCCAGACCCUUGCCCGGGGACAUACAAGUAUUUGGAGGUCCAGUAUGAGUGUGUGCCCUACAUAUUUCUUUGUCCUGGGACUCUGAAAGCUGUUGAGGAACCAUCCUUUCAGUUUGAAGCGGAGCAACAAGCUGGUGCCUGGUGCAAAGAUCCACUGCAAGCUGCAGAAAAGAUCUACUUCAUGCCUUGGACUCCAUAUAGGACAGACACUCUAAUUGAAUAUUCUUCCCUGGAUGACUUCCAAAAUGCCCGGCAAACAAUUACCUACAAGCUUCCCCACCGGGUGGACGGGACUGGAUUUGUGGUCUAUGAUGGUGCUGUGUUUUUCAACAAAGAGCGCACCCGCAACAUAGUCAAGUUUGACCUGCGAACUCGAAUCAAAAGUGGGGAGGCGAUCAUCAACAAUGCCAAUUACCAUGACACGUCACCCUAUAAGUGGGGUGGUAAAACAGACAUUGACCUGGCUGUAGAUGAGAAUGGCCUGUGGGUAAUCUACGCAACAGAGCAGAACAAUGGCAUGAUAGUGAUCAGCCAGUUGAACCCAUACACGCUGCGUUUUGAGGCUACAUGGGAGACAGCCUACGACAAACGCUCAGCCUCCAAUGCCUUCAUGGCCUGUGGAGUGCUCUAUGUGGUCCGCUCCACCUAUGAAGACAAUGAAAGCGAAGUCAGCAAGAGCGUAAUCGAUUAUAUCUACAACACUAAGCAGAACCGUGGGGAAUACGUUGAUAUCCACUUUCCAAAUCAGUACCAAUACAUUGCAUCUGUGGAUUAUAAUCCGCGAGAUAACCAGCUCUAUGUUUGGAAUAACUUUUACAUCCUGAGAUAUAAUCUGGAGUUCGGCCCACCAGAUCCAGCUCAUGCUCCACCUUUAUUUCAGGCCACCGUGUCCUCCCAGCCUCUGAGAACUACAACCACCACGCCAACAACCACAGUACGCCGGGGUGCGGCCAACAACACUACCACCACAACAGGGCCCAAAGAGGGCAGCAAGGGAGCAGCAAGGCCCCCUCCUGUGAUUCUGCAGACUACUUCACCUCCGCCCCUGGAGUCGUUCCCCUUGCCCGAGCGCUUCUGCGAGGCCACUGAGAGAAGAGACAUCAUGUGGCCUCAGACCCAGCGGGGCAUGCUGGUAGAGCGACCUUGUCCCAAGGGAACGCGAGGCACAGCAUCUUAUUUAUGUGUCCUUUCCACUGGGGCCUGGCACCCUAAGGGCCCCGAUCUCAGCAACUGUACCUCCCACUGGGUCAACCAGGUAGCGCAGAAGAUCCGCAGUGGUGAAAAUGCAGCAAACUUAGCUAACGAGUUAGCAAAGCACACGAAAGGCCCCAUUUACGCAGGGGAUGUCAGCUCUUCAGUGCGGCUCAUGGAGCAGCUGGUGGACAUCCUGGAUGCUCAACUGCAGGAGCUACGGCCGAGUGAAAAGGACUCUGCAGGACGGAGCUUCAACAAGCUUCAAAAACGAGAAAGGACAUGCAGGGCGUACAUGAAGGCCAUUGUUGAUACCGUCGACAACCUACUCCGACCUGAGGCUUUAAAGUCCUGGCAAGACAUGAACACCACAGAGCAGACCCACGCCGCCACCAUGUUACUCGACACGUUGGAGGAAGGCGCCUUCGUCCUUGCCGACAACCUGAUGGAGCCCGCCAUUGUCAAAGUUCCUGCAAACAAUAUAAUCCUGGACGUCUACGUGCUCAGCACAGAUGGUCAGGUUCAGGAUUUUAAAUUCCCACAACCCAACAAGGGGGGAAUCUCCAUCCAGCUUUCGGCCAAUACUGUCAAGCUCAACAGUCGGAAUGGAGUUGCCAAGCUGGUGUUUGUUCUGUACAAGAACCUAGGCCAGUUCCUUAGUACAGAAAACUCCACCAUUCAGAUGGCCAACGACGCUUAUGGACGCAACGUGUCCGUCAACUCUGACAUCAUCGCUGCGUCAAUAAAUAAAGAAUCCAGCCGAGUCUUCAUUAAUGACCCGGUCGUUUUUACCCUGGAGCACAUCGACAUGGAGCACUACUUCAACUCCAAUUGCUCCUUCUGGAAUUAUUCCGAGAGGAGUAUGAUGGGCCACUGGUCCACGCAAGGCUGCAAGCUCCUUGAGUCUAACAAAACACACACCUCCUGCUCCUGCAGCCACCUCACUAACUUCGCCAUCCUCAUGGCCCACCGCAAAAUAUCGGUUAACAGACCACAUGAGCUGCUGUUGACUGUCAUCACCCGGGUGGGCAUCGUGGUGUCGCUCGUGUGUCUAAGCAUGAGCAUCUUCACCUUCUGCUUCUUCCGAGGCUUACAGAGCGAUCGCAACACCAUCCACAAGAACCUCUGCAUCAAUCUCUUCCUCGCCGAGUUAAUAUUCCUAAUUGGUAUCGAUAUGACAGAGCCCAGGAUUGGGUGUGCCAUCAUUGCGGGGAUCCUCCACUUUUUCUUCUUGGCUUCCUUCUCCUGGAUGUGUUUUGAGGGAGUCCAGCUAUACCUCAUGCUCGUGGAAGUCUUUGAAAGUGAAUACUCAAGGAAAAAGUACUACUAUGUGUCUGGUUACCUCUUCCCUGCCAUUGUGGUCGGGGUCUCUGCAGUGAUUGACUACAGGAGUUAUGGGACCGAAAAAGCGUGUUGGCUAAGUGUGGAUAAUCAUUUCAUCUGGAGCUUCGUAGGACCUGUCACCUUUAUCAUCGUGCUCAAUUUGAUCUUCCUGGUCAUCACCAUGUACAAAAUGGUGAAGCACUCCACCACCCUGAAACCAGACUCAAGCCGAUUGGAGAAUAUCAAGACCUGGGUCAUAGGGGCAUUUGCUCUGCUCUGUUUGCUGGGCCUGACGUGGUCCUUUGGUCUCUUCUUCAUCAAUGAGGCCUCCAUUGUCAUGGCGUACCUCUUCACCAUAUUUAAUGCCUUCCAGGGAAUGUUUAUCUUCAUUUUCCACUGUCUCCUCCAGAAAAAGGUCCGCAAAGAGUACAGCAAGUGCUUCCGUCACACGUACUGUUGUGGAAGGCUGCCAACUGAGAGCUCGCACGGCUCUGCAAAGACUUCCACUACACGGACAAGCGCACGCUACUCCUCUGGUACCCAGAGUCGAAUCAGGAGAAUGUGGAAUGACACCGUAAGAAAGCAAUCUGAGUCUUCCUUUAUCUCAGGUGACAUCAACAGCACCUCCACCCUUAACCAAGGAAUGACUGGGAAUUAUCUAUUAACAAAUCCUCUUCUUCGACCACAAGGGUCUAACAACCCUUAUAACACCUUACUGGCUGAAACAGUUGUGUGUAACACUCCCACGGCUCCAGUCUUUAACUCUCCAGGGCACUCACUGAACAAUGUGGUGAGGGAUACAAGUGCAAUGGAUACUCUACCGCUAAAUGGUAACUUUAACAACAGCUACUCACUCCGCAGUGCGGACUUCGGCGACAGUGUACAGGUGGUCGACUGCGGACUCAGUCUGGACGACGCUGCCUUCGAGAAAAUGAUCAUCUCUGAGCUUGUACACAACAACUUGCGUGCCUAUAACAAAAGCCACCAACAGCAGCCCCCCAAUUUGAUUCAACCGCCCCACCUCCACCACCAUCCGCCGGCGCCUAUGCUGUACCACCACCAUCACCACCACCACAAGGCGGAGCGGGCUCCCCCCAAGGUGACGGUGGUGGGUGGCAGUAGCAGCGACGACGACGCCAUCGUUGCCGACUCUUCUUCUUUGGUCCACAUGGGCGAAGCGGCGGGCCUCGAACUGCAACAUCAGCACCAGCUGGAGGCGCCGCUCAUCCCCCAGCGGACGCACUCACUUCUGUAUGCCCCCGAGAAGAAGCUGAGGACCAACGGGGAAGCGGAAACCUUUGCGGGCCAGCAGACACCCGACAACAACGACCAAGAUAGUUUGCAGUCCCCAAACAGAGACUCCUUGUACACUAGCAUGCCGAAUCUGAGGGACUCUCCUUAUCCCGAGAGUAGUGCAGAAGUUGUGGAAGACUUGUCCCCAUCCAAGCAAAGCGACAAUGAAGACAUUUACUACAAGAGCAUGCCUAACUUGGGAGCUGGCCACCAGCUGCAGGCCUACUACCAGAUAGGCAAAGGAACUAGUGAUGGUUACAUCAUUCCCAUCACGAAAGAAGGCUGCAUACCGGAGGGCGAUGUACGGGAAGGACAGAUGCAGCUAGUCACAAGCCUUUAAAUGUAUUCAGAUGAGCACCCAAACCUCCUCCUGACCAUUUUCAGCCGUGAACAUUAGUGGACAAACUAGUGAAGGAAGUAGAAGGCGUGUCAUUUGAACUAGCCAUUGACCACUCUUUUUCCCCAAAUAGGUUCACUCUUCUGCUCUUUUCAGCCAUUCCUGUGCAAGGUUUUAAUAAAGGUGUACAUAAAAUACAGAGUCAGAUUUUCAUUUUUAGAGAUAAGCCAAUUAUGUAUUUAAAUGUGCUGCUGCUGUCAAAAAUGUACGGUACCCUAAUAGACACACACAGAAAAAAAUUCUAAUCAAGAACCAUUACUUGACUCCUCAGAAAAGCAUUUAACAAGGUUGUACAUAAACUUCCAAACAUACUGUGUUUUUGUUUAGUUUUGUUGUUGUUGUUGUUUUGUUUUUUGAUUGUGAAUGAAAUGACACUCCUGGGCCAGGACAUAGACUCAAGCCUGUACAGACUUUUUAUAUUACUGUAUAUUUAUGGUCCUGGUCGUCCUUCAUCCCCAUGCUGUUUUGAUUGUAUGACCACUAGCAAUCAAGCCCCUGGCCUUAUAUUUUCUCAACUGUACAUUGAACUGUAGUCAAGAGUAAUGGCUAAAAAUAUAUAUUUUGUUGUAUUGCUGGUGUAAUAUACAGAUUAUUGGGAAAACAUAAUUAUGAAGAAAUUGUUUAAUUGCAAAAUAUAACAUUUGAGGGACUCUUGUCUAGAGCUUAUACAUAGUGCUUCUGACCAUUGAUUCAAAGUGAGUUUGAACAUUAGCCGCAAAUGUAAAGAAAGAAAUAUACCUAAAAAAAAAACAUACACAGAUGCUUCAUCACUUUUACCACAUGUGAACAGUGUUUAUACUGUCUGCUUUUCAUUGAUAUCACCGACUCGAACGUUGAUUUGAUUUUGCCAGAGUGGAAUUACUUUCUGCAUAAGUACAGUACAUAUUUUAAUUGGUGUGACAAUGUGAUGGGCAGUUGGAAAAUGAAGGGUUAUUUUGGGUUGUUGUUAAUCAGUAAACUACUUUCACUGCCUUGCUUUAAACAGUUUAUUUAUUACAUCUUUCUUUUUAAAUAAUGGGUAUUAUUUCCCAGCACUGGUAUAUGUACUGUACUGCACUGUAGCUCAUGAUUUUGUGUAAUCAUAUUACAAUGGGCUCUCCACUCUAAGACUGAUGUAAAGUUCAACACUUGUUUGAAAAAUAUAAUAAAUGUGAGAUUUUUUUUCAAAUGCUAUGUUGCUUAUUAAUGGUGUGUUUGCUACAACGACUCAUCAGAUAGCAUUGACUAAUCUUAUUUUGCUAUGAAUAAAGUAUAAUUUUGUCUCAGGUUGUAGGUCCUGAGCACCUUGAAAGGUAAAUUGGUGAAUUGAUGUCUAAUUCGUUUUUUUUUUUUGUCUCUUGAAUACCUGCACAGUUUGAAAGCGCUCCAUUCACCACAUUUGUCAUAGAAGCCAAAUCUGUCCAUGUUUUUCUAAGCA
This is a messenger RNA of Syngnathoides biaculeatus (alligator pipefish), 6808 nucleotides long. It is a transcript of the gene adgrl2a, whose product is annotated as adhesion G protein-coupled receptor L2a. The transcript is spliced from 22 exons. The coding region runs from base 850 to 5334 and encodes 1494 amino acids. The record is from RefSeq and is a predicted model, not a curated record. Gene Ontology annotation, cellular component: membrane; neuron projection. Gene Ontology annotation, biological process: adenylate cyclase-activating G protein-coupled receptor signaling pathway; cell surface receptor signaling pathway; brain development. Gene Ontology annotation, molecular function: carbohydrate binding; G protein-coupled receptor activity. NCBI's taxonomy places the organism in Eukaryota, Metazoa, Chordata, Actinopteri, Syngnathiformes, Syngnathidae.